Messenger RNA from Scatophagus argus, 5231 nucleotides. RefSeq names its product centrosomal protein 89 (gene cep89). Gene Ontology annotation, cellular component: ciliary transition fiber; centriole. The transcript is spliced from 19 exons. Gene Ontology annotation, biological process: cilium assembly; mitochondrion organization; chemical synaptic transmission. Lineage: Eukaryota; Metazoa; Chordata; Actinopteri; Scatophagidae. The record is from RefSeq and is a predicted model, not a curated record. Bases 254 to 2497 code for a protein of 747 amino acids.
UUCCUUCUUGCGGGAAGCGUCUAGAUACAAGGAGUCUGUAGGCAGUCUGUUGAAUAUAGCUUCCAUAUUUUAAACUUUAUCGUUUUAGUGCAAAGCAGGACAGAUAAUUUGAAACAUUCGACAGUGAUAAUUUAACUUUUCUAAUACUAUUCGACUGAAAGAAUUGCUGAGGAAACGAGUCAAGCUGUUUAUCUAAAGUGAAACAAUAGUUAGGUUAGCUAGUAAAGAAAGAAGUCAGAACCACUUCUCCACUAUGUUAAAAUUCAGCCUCAGGAGGGAUAAAGAGAAGGAGUUUAAGCAUAUAGUUCAUGGUUUGAUUCCUGCUGCCUCCAUUGCUCCCAAGCCUGCUGUGCCUCGUACUCCACCCCCACGCAGCCCAAACCCCUCACCUGAGAGACCCAGAUCCGCCUUAGCUGCAGCAAUCUUGUCUUCUUCACUCACUGGACAGACAUGGGCCAUCCCCCCUGCCCGGACAAGGUCUUUUUCUGAGAGUGGCCGAUCAGAGUCCUUCGUAUCAGAACCAAACAUCAGUACAGCACUUUAUACGAGAGAUAGAUGGUCAGAGAAUUUAGCUAGCAGGCCGCAACUGUCAUCCCCUGAUCACUCUGAGGAGGAGCUGGAAGAAAAAGAAGAGGAGGCGGACAAUGAAGACGACAGGGAAGAACAUGUAUACCAAACUCUGGACAGACAGGAGAAUUGUUCAAUCACAGAACCUGUCUACGCCCUGCCAUUAAAACUUAAGACUAGUGCAUCCCAGCCAAAUCAGAUGUCUGACAGAAGAGUGCCUUCUCCAGAUUUCACUGAACAAACCAGUGUCCAAUCUCCUGAGGUCAGCUGUGACUUCUCCAAGAAAAAAUCCUCUCUCCAGAAGAGCCCUGGAAGUCUGAAAGAAGCUGUGUCUUCCACACUGCCUUCCCAAAUCACUGGCCACCACAGCCGACCCAGCAAGGCCAACAACCCAAAAUGCCCCAUGCAGCUGUCUCCAGAGCCCAGCAAGAUGUACAGUGAGGGGCAGAGGGAGGUACCGCGAGCCCUGCCAGAGAGGAACACAAGGAUGGUAGAUGAACAAAAGUUACUGGAGGAGAGACUACAACGGCUGGAACAGGAGAUCAGUCACAGACAAGGCUCUUCAAACAUGAGGUCAUCUGCAGGCAGCCAGGCAGAGCUACAGAAUUUGAGGCAGCAUGCCCAGGAGCUGGUGGAUGAAAAUGAUGCCCUAAAAAUGACGGUUCAUCGUCUGAAUGUUGAGCUGAGUCGAUAUCAAACCUGCUUCAGACCAUUGUCCAAACAGGAGAGCUCCAGAAUCAGUGGGUUACCAAAGACAGGAUCUCCUCCUCCCUGGCUGCUUGAUAUGAAGUAUUUAUCUCCUCUCCUGCUGGCCUAUGAGGACAGGAUGAAUGAAAAAGAUACUCUUCUGCAAACCAGUAAGGAGGAGGUGAGGAAGUUGCGUGUUCAUGUAGAGGAGGUCAUCAAAGAAAAUGAGAGACUCCAUGAUGAAAUUGCAAAUAUCAGAGGGAUAAGGGAGAAGGACUGUCAUCAGCUACAACAACAGGCCUUUCUGGUUUUGCAGGAAAACCAGGUUCUGAUUGAACAGCUCGAGGCUCAGCAUGUUAAGGCCAAGGCCAGCCACAGCAGACACCAUUCAGAAGUUUCCAAGGUGUCAAAGCAACUGAUGUUAUUAGAGGCGGAAAAGCAGCGUCUACAGGAGGAUCUAGAAAAGAGCAGGGGGGAGGUGCAGAAAAAUAUGGGGGAGAUUCAAGUUUUGCAGGCCCACCUGAAGGAUGCCAUCACCUGGGACGAACACUGCAACAUUGCUGGGAAACUCAAACGUGAGAACAAGAUAGAGAAGACCUGCACACUGGACAUGGAACAGUAUUCUGCAUAUUGGCAACUGAAGCAGCAGGAGAGUAGGAAUAAGAGUGAGACUGAUGAGUUGCUUCUCAGACUGUCCACCCUGCAAGAGGAGAAUAGGAGUCUGUCUGUGGACAAAGCCAACCUGACUGCUGAUUUAAAGAGAACACAGGCUGAGCUGGAGCUCAAAAAACAAGCCAACAGGGAGGCUGAGAGGAGGAUGAGUGUAUUGAAGCGACAUAAGGAAGAGUGUGUUUUGAAAGAGGAAAAGACACGGCACUACAUGGGAGCUGUCCUUUCUGUGGCGGAGCACAUUUCCAAGGAGAGAGACCAACUAUUGCAGAUGGCUUCAGUUCUUCAUCAGGAAAAGCAGGGCUUCGUCAACAAGAUUGUGAAUGGCACAAUUCGAUUGGGCAAACUACAAGAAGAAGUCAAAGUGUACCGGACGCAGGCGUCAACCAGGCUGGCAGCGUUGGAGGAGGCAGUGGAGGGGAGGACAGCUUCUUACCAGAGGGAGAUCCUUCACCUGCAGAGGCUGCUAAGAGAAAGACAGGAGGCUGAGGAGAGACUACUGCAGUCCAAACGUUUCUGCAUUUGUACAGUGAAAUGUCCACUCUGGUUGCUGGGUUCAGGAGAUAAGUGCUGACAUCCACUUGACACAGCAGAUCAUACAGCUCCAUUCUACAUGUCUCUCUUCACACUUAAUCAGAUAACCCCCUCAGGACCAUCCAUUUUUACCAGUCCUGUAAUCCUCACUGUGAAUUUUCAUUCGCAGAUUCUACAUUGCUGGGGGUGAAACAACCGCAACAGCUUUUCAACAGGAUUCACAUAAGUAGUGCCUGAAGCAUUUCUUAUAGAAUUACAGAGACAGGCCUACUGCUGUGACAAACAACAUAUGGUGGUGGCAAUAAUUGGCUUGAGACUGAAAAUAACUCUAUUCUUUUACCUAUUUAUUUAUUAUUUAUGUAUUUGUAUACUUUGCCUUUUCCUCAUAUAUAUUCAUGAUUCUUAUGAGAUAAAACUUGAUGCCAGUCAGAAGAUAAGAAGAUAUAAGCAGUCUUGGCUACUUAUAAGUGAUGUUAACCAGGUAAGGAAAGUACUGAAUGCAACAAAAUACUUUCAGUCCAUAUGUAAGGGCGUGGCUGAUGCACAAUUACUCGAAAUGACAGAGAGAGCCCUUUGGUUAUAGAAAAGUUGUACUUGAUUUUUUUUGUACCUGAUUAUUUUAAGAUAUUCUUCCUGGUACAGUGUUACACCCUCGAAAACCCUACUGGUACUUUGUUGCCACUGAAACAAUCUCCUACUUUCCUUUUAUUCCCUUGUUAGUAUGUCUGUUUUUAGCUCAGCUUCUGGGCCUGCUGCCUGCUGCUAUCAAAUGAAAGCUAGCUAAUCAGAUUGUUAGAAGAUCUUGUCCUGCUCUGCCCUGAGGGCAUCUUAAUGACAAAUCACACACUACCACACUGAUCACUCACACCAUUAACCUUUAUGACAUCACAAACUGCUGCACUGCUGCCUUAUUGAAAAUGUGUUCUCCACCAAAUCAGCUUUAUCAAGCAUGCACCCUUCUGUUGGACCUAGGUCGUCUGAGUGCGUGUGGUUGAAACCCUCGCUAAACUCCAAAUUAUUGCAACUAGAGUAGACUGGUUAACCAGUCACAGCAAAAAUAUGUAGUAGUUGAUGGUGAGUUCUUGUCCUGCUUGUGAAUAGUAGGAAUCCAGGUUUCUCCUUUUCUCGGCUAGGGCAUUUGGUGUUCAGCCAGGCAGUGGUCCACUCAGCUGAAGUCAAACAUCUCACCUACACACUGAGGAAAAAUCUAUUCCUGCUUCAUUCUCUUUUCUCUCUGAUCCACUGCUUAGUAUUCUGCCCAUGCAACAGCAGCAGAGAUGCUGAUAGGUUGUGAUUGCUGCCUGCCUGCUGAGUUCUGUGUAGCCCCCAGGGAAGCCGUGCUGCCUGAGACUUCCAGGAGCUCCGGAGGGGAUUGAGCCCUCAGAUCACUUUUUUCCUCUCUAAAAGCAGCCCUGUCUUUCCCUUACACAACCACAAAAACACAGAAAUAUCUGCUACAUAUGAGCAAAGAGUGAUCUUUAGAAAUGCAGCCAAAGUUUCUAGUGAUUCUUGACAAAUUGGUCUUCUUUCAUUUAAUGUUUUUAACAGUCAGUUUGCUGAGAGCCUGAUUAUAUAUUUCCAGUACGUUCAGAAUUUGUCAUGUGAUUGAAUGAGUUCAGUAUCUUGAGGCACAUGCAUUGUAAUUGGUUGAAAUUGAUGGAAAGGAUUAAGAUUGUACAAGAUUGUGACAAUUGUUUGACUAUCUGUAGUUUUAUGGCUUUUUGUAAUAGGUGUGAAAUAUUUGUAGAUUGCCUUCGUAAUUCAUUGAAAAUACUGUGUAUGGUGUAAAAGUAUAGUUCAUGGACACAGCUGUGACUAUUAAAGGCAGUGUAAACUUGUUUAAUAAGAAUUUUUCAUCUUGGUGAAACACUGUUUUGCUGUUUUUAAAAUUCUAAUCUAUUCCUCUCAAGCUUGUGGGAGCUGUAGUGUUAAUCUCUCCUGUUUUUUUACACAGUGAAAAAUAAGCAGUGUAAAACGCUGACAUCAUUUUAUGUUAAUGGGGUACACACUUGGAACCCCAUGCAUAAUUAAUACUAAAGCUCAUGAAUGCAGAUAAACACAUUUUAGUAGUAAUUAUCCAUCAGUUUCCCAUCAGGUUUCAAGCCGAACUCAGAGGACCAGAGGGGAUCAUGACUCUGCUCCUUUUAUUUGUAACUUGUUUCUCUGUAGCUGUCAUCAUAAAUCUAAAGGCACCGGUGCUGUAUGUAUUUUGAGGUUCAUUUAGUGAUCAGGUCUUUUAUAAUGCUUUGCACUUCAUAAUAACAGAGUAGUAAGAAAACAUCUUUCAAAAAAUCAGACAAUGAAGCAUGAAAUUGACAAUGAUGGGUGGUGAUUAUAUGACGACCUUUUAAAAAGUAGCUACUAUGUUUUUUGUACCAAUUGCUCUCCAGCCUCUCUGUAGAAGGUUUGUUUUGUGGUCUAAAGAAAGAAGAGGGUAAAGUCUCGCAUCAGCGCACAUGAGGAGUACUUUUUAACAACACUCAGCUCACAUAGAUAAUCCAUAAUACAUUUGUAGAGCUGCAACCUGCAACAAGAUUAAAUUUACUGAAAUGAACUACACCUGCACCAUCUUUGCUUAUGAAUGGCUGAGCCUUUCAAGGAUGCCCCUCUUCACACUCAGUGAUAAAGAUUACCUGUUGCCACAGCAAGAGGUAAUAUGUUUACCUGUGAAAUGUUCCAAACAGGUAAUGUUUAAUGUUGCUGGUGUCAAAUUUAGUCAUUUCACUUGAGUGGAUGUCAAAAAGGAUUUGCAAAAUAUAUUCUGUUUUAUUUCU